UUUCCAACCGGAUGUUGAAAAUAUGGAAGGCGUCGAUGGAAACGAAAACAAAUCUCACAUGCUGGCACUAGAACUUCAAGAAGUGGACACAGUACAAUAAUGAGUAAAGUGUAAAACCUGAAAUAUCUAAAGAAUGGUGCUAUGGGUAGUUUAGAAGGAACAUUUGAUACUAGCCUCCAUGAAGCUGUUCGUUUUGGAGAUCUAGAUGAAGUGAAAGUAGCAUUACAGCAAGGUUAUGACCCAAACUUGAUUGGUCUGUAUCAGUGGAGUGCAUUACAUGAAGCUGCACAUAAUGGAGAGGUCGAUAUUCUAAAAUGCCUACUUAAGAAUAAAGGAGAUCCUGACAGAAAGGAUUUCUUACAGGGAUAUACAUCUCUUCAUUAUGCUGCCAGAGAAGAUCAUGUGGAGUGUUUACAAUUGUUGCUGGAGGGAGGAGGAGAUUACAGUAUAUCUAAUAACAAUGGUACAUCAUGUCUGGAUAUAGCAAAGGGACAGUGCUUAGAUCUUCUACAAUCAUUACGAGCUAAAGACUUAAUGCAGUUAUCUCUGGAGGAUGCAAAGAAAAUAACCACAGUAAAGAAAGAUAUAGAUGAUGACCUUGACCUUUCAAUAUCCAGUAGUACUGACCUUAGUAUUAUUACAGAUGAAGAAAAACCACCAGCAAUUGGAUAUAUCCACCUGACAUUUGAAUACAACUCUAAGAAAAGUUCUUUAAAGAUCAGAGUAUGGCAAAUUACAGACCUUCUGUUACCUCCUACCAAUACAUCAAUGAUUCACUCUCUGUUUAUCAAAUCCUACCUCAUGCCUGACAAGAAGAAAGAUUCUAAAAGAAAAACCGAGGAGGUGAGGGUGGAUUCAUCAGAGGCUCAUGUAAAGACAAAAAGUUCACAUCUUAGUGUACAGCAUGUAUAUUCACCAUCCACAUUCAAAUUCACAAAACCACUCGAGUAUGAUUGUAUUGCGAAAGACAUGAUUAAGGAGCGAAGUGUUCAGAUUGAAUUGUGUUUGACACAGAAAUAUUCAAAGCGAAGUUUUCUCAUAGGCAUGUUUCAUAUGAAGUUGAAAGAUGCAGUCAAAAAGAUGGUUCGAGAGAAAUAUCCCCUGAUUCCUUGUAUGAAUCAUACAAUUCCUGCCAAUAUGAAAGUUUACUGUGCUUCAGAGUUGAAAAUAACUAAUUCUAAGAAAGUGUUUUAUAGCAAUCCUGAUGUUAGAAAUCUGUCUGAUGCCAUGUCAGAUUGUUCUAGUCGAGCAGCUAGCAAUCCUGACAUGCAUGAGGUUAACUUGGAAAUUGAAUCUGAAUUGUCACCAGUAAAACUGGAAAUGUCAGAAAUUCAAGAUUAUGUUUCAAAUGAACAGAAAAAACAAAAGGAAAUUGAGAAACAACUCCUGACAAAAAUCCCUGGAUUGACCGAUUUAAAUUUUGACAUAGCAGAAGAUGUGCAAUCUGGAGAAGGAGAGCUCUUAUCUAGAGUUGUUGAUAUUACAGAUUAUGGAGAUGAAAGGGAGGUCAAGAGAAAAUCUGCCUUCACCUCAGUUUUGAAAUCUAAACUUUCACCGAAAAAGAAAACUGAAGUACAAAACAUAGCUAGCUCACAGCAGCAUAGUAUAGAACUUGAUGAAAGAUUAUCUCCACGAUUUGUGGAAGAUUGGAAAUACCAAAAUAUUAAGGAUCCAGAACAACACAUACCAGAAACUAAGAUUAAUAUACCAAAUAAACAUGUCAAGAUUAAAGAGCCUGUAAAAACUAAAGCAAAGGAAGAAAAGGAUGAAGGUCAGAGUUCACGACCUGAAACUCCAACGUGGGACUAUUAUGAUUUAGACUUAGAACCAGUUGAAAUUGCUAUAAAUGACUCAUCACCAACUUCUGAUGGAGCUCAACCAAUUUAUCUCCCCAUGGAUACAACCAUGGGAAUUAAAAAACAGAAAAGUGAAAUGACCAAAGGUCAACAGAAAGGUCACCGAAAGAGUGCAAAACGAAAAGACAAACCAAUACCCGGAAAAGCUGUUCCACAGAUCAUUAUUACUGAUGCUGAAAAUGAUAGGAAUGAAAAUAGGAAAUCUUAUGAAUUUGUUACACCAAGAAAUGUAACAAUUGAAAUGGGAGUUGACAAAUUGUCAAACCAAAAUAAAUCAAAUGCUCAAAUAACAGUGACUGCUGAUGUUCACUUGCCAAAAACAAAUCUUGAGAGAAGUGAAAGUACAACGAUUGAGAUUCAAGAUUCAGAUUCAUUUAUCAUUGACUUAGAAGACAUAGACUCGAUAACGCCAUCUCCAAAACUAGAUUUAUCAGCAAAACAAUCCAUUCCUAUGCAAGUUUUUAUUGAUGAAAAUUAUGACAGUUUCGACGAGGCCAGUAUAGAAGAAAUUCGCCACCCUUAUAUUGUGUCUAAAAAUAAUGAUUUGAUUACAGAAGUAUAAGUUCUUGGUGCUACAAAAAUACUUUUUUCCAAUUCAUGUAAAUUUUAUUCUUCCAUAGUUUUUCAUUGAUUAUGCAUGAAUAGAAUCAACAAUGCUAUGGUUUAUAUUUUAACAAGAAUCUACCAUUAUCUUUGAAUUUUAAGCAAUAAUUUUUACUAUUUAUUAAUUUUUUUAUUUUCUUAAAUUUUGACAAGUUAUAACAAAGGGCUAUUCUUUUGGAAUGAAAUAGAGAUGGUAGGAAGGGAUGCUUUAUUUUUGGACAUAUGUUGUUUUGGUAAUUUAUGGAUAAUUUUUCUUUUGAUGUGUUCUUAAGUCUAUUGAAUGUAAUGUAGGUUGUUUGGGGAUUUUGCACUUUGGGAUCUUCCCUUUCUAUCUCCAAUGUCUAUUUUAAUAGAAUAGUCCUAAUGGUAAACCUUUUAAUGGGAUUGUUACGAAUAAGUUUCAUUUUUUACAAAGAUUUUAAAACUCAAAUUAAAUUUAUAAAAAUGUGUGUUCUAUUCAUAAUAUGUAUAGGGGGAAAAUAGCUGCUAAUUAUAAAUAUUUAUGCAAAUUUAUGUAAAUUUUCUAUAUAAGUGUACAUUUAUCUCAGGAACUUUUUUGCCAUUACAGACCACUCGAAUUCAUAGGGCUAUAUAUAUAAGGCAUGCUAGAAUGCAGAUUGAAUGUAAGUUUUUUUAUUUGGAUAAACGUAUAGGGUUGGCACCUUCAAACUAGUUUUACCCCGCCACAUUCUGUAUUUGCCUGACCCAAGUCAGGAGCCUGUAAUUCAGUGGUUGUCCAUUGUUGCUGUAUAUCAUAUUUGUUUUUCGUUCAUUGUUUUGUAAAUCUGGUUGUUAGUUUUCUCGUUUGAAUUGUUUUACAUUUGUCAUUUUGGGGGGCCUUUUAUAGCAGUCUAUGCAGUAUGGGUUUUGCUCAAUGUUGAAGACUGUACGAUGACCUAUAUUUGUUAACUUCUAUGUCAAUUGGUCUUUCUGGAGAGUUGUCUUAUUGGCAAUCAUACCACAUUGUCUUAUUUUUAUAUCGUUAUUGGCAUGCUAUGAAACAAAGUUUUGCAACAGAACAAAUCUAACCAGAUAGUUUUAGGCGUAAUUUGAAAAAAUUUAAGUUGUAAGUAAAUGCUAGCAAUAUUUAAUCAAAAUCUCAUGUAUCAUGUGUAGGUAGCAGGAAAGGAAAAAUAUAAAUUCUUCAAUACAUACACUUAUCUAUAGAGAAAGCGUUUGGCUCAUUUUAUAUAGUAUUAUAUACACAUUUCAUGACAUAUAAAUGGAAUAUUGUUAUAAAUUGUUUCAAGGUUAAAAAUAUAUUUGGAUGAUUAAUAUUUAUAUUCAAUGUUGUGACAAAAAGUUAUGAGUAAAAAUUAUGUUAUAAUUAUAAUAUAAAGUUACUACUGAAGCUUAUGUACAUGUAGAACAAUUAAUACUAUUAAUAAAUUUAUCCAUUUACUUGAUUUAAUGACUUGUACUUUUAUAGUAUGGCAUGUUUUUUCACCUUGACCUAUUUCACCAAGACUAUACAUUGUUGACCAAACACAUGUACAUUUUGUACUGUAACUAAGCUUUUUUAAUGCUUAGAAUAUAUUUAGACACAUUAAUGUCAGUAUAAUCCAUAGUAAAUUAUAUAACACAUCAUAUUCAUAGAAUUACUGUGUUAAGAUUUGACUGCCAAAAUAGUAACCAAGGUUGGCGCUUAAGUACACAACCUGAUGGGGAGUGCAUUUUGUUUUCAAUCAAUGUUAGUAUUUUUAUAUAAGAAUUUUUUUUUCUUAUUUUUAUACCAAGUUUAACAUAGUGCAGUGGCAUUUUGUUUUUGUGUCUUCGUAAAUGGUGUUUUUAUCAAUCAGAAUUGCCAAACAUUGAUGUCAAAAAGAUACAACACCAACCAUUAAUAGUACAUAAUUUUGUUUCCAAUUCUUUCAAGUUGAUAAACCGUUUGUAAAAUGUAGAACUAAUUGAUAUGACUAAGAACAAUCACAGAUUAGAAAAUCUGACAGUGUUUGAUAGUUUAACAAAAGAUUUAUCUAAAUCUACGAAUACUAAAACAUGUUUGUUAGUUCUUAUUAAUUUGUACUAAUUGAUAUUAUUAAUCUGUGCAAUAAUUGUAUUUAUUUCUAAGCUGCUGGCAGCAAAACUAUUAUUUGUUAUUUUAAAAUAAUAUUACUUGUUGUGUCUCAAGUUAUGAUUUUUAUCUGUGCAUUGAUGUUGAAAAACUUUUAUAUUGUUUUUGAAAUUAUCUUAAUUACUGUUUGCAAUGGUUGAAUUGAUGCUUUUGUUAAUAUUUUUUCUUGAUUGCUUAUGGAUGACAUAGGUGUUAAUCUUGUAGAUUCAGGGUUAACAACUUGUAUGAAGCUUUUUUUCAGACUUUUCAAGGUUAAAUUUCGAAAGGUAGCAUGCUUUAUUAAUCUCAAAAUUAGUAAAGUUUAUCCAUUUCAGUGGCGGAUGCAGACAUUUUCAUAAGGGGGCAGCUCUAGUCAUGCUUCAGUGGUCCCUAAAUAAUCAACCAAAUUUUUCCCACAAAAGGGUGGCCCGGGCACCCUCUAGAUCUGCCUCUGCAUUUGACCUUAUACCAAUUGUGUCAAUUGUAAAAAAAUAUUGUAUUUUUGAUUGGAAAUCAAUUUUAAAGAAAUGUCAAUAUUUUUUAUUGACAAUCAAUUGUAAACAAUUUCCAGUACAGGAAUACCUGAAUAUGUAUUCAAUAUAAAAAAUCUUCAUUUAAACAAUGUGAAUACAUAGUAAUUGGAGUGUGGUGCAUUUUUGUUCAAAUUUCUUUGAUGAUAUUACAUAUAAAUGCCAUAAAUUUGCUGUGUUUCUUAAGCUUCAGCACAUUCAUUCCCAAAACUAUCUCAAACAUCAGGAGUUUAAAUAUAACUGUGAGAACAUCCUCAUGCAUGGUCACAAAAUAUUGAUCAAUUACAGUUUAUGAAGUGCAAAUAUGUUCCUGAAAUUGCUGAUUUAUCAAAACUUUUUAUAUUUAAUCCCAUGUAUAUUUUUGUAUACCACAAACCGUAAAAAAGGAAUUUACCCUAAAACAUCUGUAAAUUUCUUCAAUGUGGUACAUCAAAUAUAAUUUACUAAUUUAGCAUUCAAGGUAAAAAUUGGUAUAUCCUUAUAUAUAUUUAUAGAUCUAUUCUAAAUUAAACAGAUAAUGACUGGAUUAUCAUGAGUAUUGCUUGACUUGUCUUCCAGUAGAUUUUAUAUAAUUAUAUAUAUAUAAAUAUAUACACAUACAUAUGUAUUCAUGUUUAAAGAAGUGAAAUUGUUACUUAUAUAAAAUAGUUAAAUCCUGUUCAA
Molecule: messenger RNA, 5705 nt
Organism: Mytilus californianus (California mussel)
Lineage: Eukaryota; Metazoa; Mollusca; Bivalvia; Mytilida; Mytilidae
Exons: 6
Coding region: 142-2418 (758 amino acids)
Molecular function (GO): protein binding
Source: RefSeq, a predicted model, not a curated record